Molecule: messenger RNA, 2959 nt
Organism: Ricinus communis (castor bean)
Lineage: Eukaryota; Viridiplantae; Streptophyta; Magnoliopsida; Malpighiales; Euphorbiaceae
Product: G-type lectin S-receptor-like serine/threonine-protein kinase At2g19130
Exons: 1
Coding region: 168-2561 (797 amino acids)
Biological process (GO): recognition of pollen; protein phosphorylation
Molecular function (GO): ATP binding; protein serine/threonine kinase activity
Source: RefSeq, a predicted model, not a curated record
UGUCAAUAAGAAUUGCAGUACGAGUGUUAAGCAAGCAGGGCCUGGUAGUCUAAUGCAAAAUUAAGUUUCUUUAUCUCCAUCUUCUUUAUAGUGUCAAAGAUUUGUUGCAGACAUAAAAAGAGAAGGCGUUCUAUUUUGUGCAUCUGUCAGAAAAACAAAAAAAGAAAAUGAGCCUCAAAAUCAAUAAAUUAUGGCUUCCUCAGUGUCUUCAGCUUCUUUUAUGUCUAUCCUUGGAAGUAUAUCCUUCCAGAGGAUCUGAUACCAUCUUUCCAGGCCAAUCUCUAUCCGGGAAUCAAACACUGACUUCUAAGGAGGGAAACUUCGAACUUGGUUUCUUCAGACCAGGUAACUCUUCAUACCAUUAUAUUGGUAUAUGGUACAAAAACCUGCCCAACCAAACAGUAGUUUGGGUGGCAAAUAGAGAGCAACCUGUCUCUGACUUAUCGAUCUCAGCACUGAAGAUUUCUGAGGAUGGAAACUUGGUCCUACUCAACCAGUCAAGAAAUGCACUAUGGUCGACUAAUUCUGUUUCAAAGUCUUCUAAUUCUACCAUAGCUAUACUUCUUGACAAUGGAAACUUUGUUGUAAGAGAUGCAUCAAAUUCAUCGAUGGAUGUACUGUGGCAGAGUUUUGAUCAUCCAACAGAUACUUGGCUUCCAGGUGGGAAGCUUGGAUAUAAUAAGCUCACCAAUCAAAGACAAUUCCUUGUUUCCUGGAGAAGCCUGCAAAAUCCUGCACCUUCACUCUUCUCACUCGAGAUAGAGCAAAAUGGAACAAGCCAUAUAUUGAUGUGGAAUGGAUCUCAAAUGUACUGGACCAGUGGGGUUUGGACAGGAAAGAUUUUCAGCCUUGUGCCUGAAAUACAGUUGAAUUACUAUGUCACAAACCUGACAUAUGUUUCAAAUGAGAAUGAGAGCUACUUUACAUAUGCUUCUGCUAUCCCUUCUGCUUUUACUAGGUUCAUGAUUGAUUCUGGUGGGCAGCUCAGACAAUUUGUAUGGCGCAAGAACUUCCCUGAUUGGGCACUGUUUUGGACAAGACCAACACAGCAAUGUGAGGUCUAUGCAUAUUGUGGAGCUUUUAGUGUCUGCAAUCAGCAGAAAGAACAUCUUUGUUCUUGUAUUCAGGGAUUCGAACCAAAAACACGAGAAGAUUGGGAGAAGGAUGAUCAUACUGAUGGGUGUGUGGGGAAAACUCCUUCAAAAUGCGAGGGUGGAGGAAAGGGCACAUUUCUAUUGAUGCCUAAUAUGCGCCUUCCAUUGAAUCCGGAAUCCAAAGCAGCUGAGACCAUUGAAGAAUGUGAAGCAGCAUGCUUAAACAAUUGUUCUUGCAAUGCUUUUGCGUAUGACAAUGGGUGCUUGACCUGGAAAGGAAACCUCUUCAAUCUACAACAACUCUCCUCUGCUGAAGAGACUGGAAGAGAUAUCCAUCUCAGAAUUGCCUCAUCUGAAUUUGUAAAGACUAGGGGUAAAGGAAAGAAAAAGACAACUCUGGUUGUUCUUGUAUCUGUAGCAGCAUUCUUUGUUUGUUUUAGCCUUGUCCUGAUAAUUGUAUGGAGGAGAAGAUUAACUAGUACGUAUAAGGUAGUGGAGGAUUCUUUGAUGCUGUUCAGGUAUAAAGAGUUGAGAAGCAUGACGAAGAACUUCUCCGAAAGACUUGGAGAAGGAGGAUUUGGAACCGUUUACAAAGGGUCAUUGCCAAAUUCAAUUCCCAUAGCAGUAAAGCAACUCAAAAGUCUGCAGCAAGGGGAGAAGCAAUUCUGCACAGAAGUGAAAACAAUUGGAACAAUCCAGCACAUCAAUCUUGUCCGGUUACGCGGAUUUUGUGCUGAAGCUUCAAAAAGAUUCUUGGUCUAUGAUUACAUGCCAAAUGGUUCUCUAGAAGCACUUCUAUUUCAGAAGGCUGCAAAUACUAUACUAGAUUGGAAGAGCAGAUUUCAUAUUGCAGUAGGAACUGCAAGAGGAUUGGCUUAUCUACAUGAAGGGUGUAGAGAUUGCAUCAUACAUUGUGACAUCAAACCUGAGAAUAUUUUAUUAGAUGCAGAAUUCAACCCCAAGGUGGCUGAUUUAGGCCUAGCAAAGAUCAUCGGCCGUGACUUCAGCCGUGUUCUAACAACCAUAAGAGGAACUAGAGGCUACCUUGCACCAGAAUGGCUUUCAGGUGAAGCUGUUACUCCGAAAGCUGAUGUUUUCAGCUACGGAAUGCUGCUAUGUGAAAUUAUUUCAGGAAGGAGAAACAGUGACGGCUAUAACAUUGGAUUCGAUAAUUACUUCCCCUUCCAGCUUUCCAAUAUAAUUAGCAAAGAAGAUGAAAUCGUUACAUUGUUGGAUGACAGAUUGGAAGGUAAUGCAAAUAUAGAAGAGCUAAACAGAGCUUGCAGAGUUGCUUGCUGGUGCAUUCAAGAUGAUGAAAAAGACAGACCAACCAUGAAGCAAGUUGUUCAAAUUCUAGAGGGAGUUUCUGAAGUAAACAGGCCAACAAUUCCAAGAUUUUUGCAGCAAUUUGCUGAAAGUCCAAAAGAAACCAUGAUUUAUCAGAAAACUUCUCUUAGUUCAGAUUGACGCGUUUGAGUUAAGAGUCUUUUUUUUCCUUUUCUUAGAGUUUCAGGGAAUCUAAUUCAAAUAAAAUGGUGGCGCCGCCACGCAGCUUCUCUGAACCUUUAUUAUAGAAAUUUUCCUUUUCUGUUCCUGAUUCCAAGUUCACCAAACACAAAAGUUAACAUCCUUAUUGCAUUUUGAGAUUCUAGUGAUUUAUUAAAUCUUUUUGUCGUAGAGCCCAGUUCAGACUUGUGAUUUGGAAAUUAACUCUGUUAAGUUUAAGCUUCAGGAUUUCCUCAGGUUUAUGCCAAAGUUGUGCCUUCAGUUAUAAAAGCUGCUGUUUCUUUUACCAAAAAUACAACACAUAUUUAAUAAUGGACGGUGGCGCCAAUCGCCAAACGACAAGAAAUAACAUAAUUCAU